Acanthosepion pharaonis is the source of this 5409-nucleotide messenger RNA. The record is from the annotation of a GenBank genome assembly. Lineage: Eukaryota; Metazoa; Mollusca; Cephalopoda; Sepiida; Sepiidae.
AUGUUAUGGCAUGAAAUUCGCCUAAAUGUCCUUUUUGGACAUCGCAAUUCCAUUUUAUGUAGACAGCAGUUGUCGUCACUUGAAGAUUUUAAAGAAAAGAAGAAGAAACGUGUCGUUUCUUCCUUAUUUAUUUUAGCAUUUCAUCUCCAAACCAGAAAUGGUUUGCAUUUCUUUACACUAGUUUGUCUUCUUGAGACACCUAUAAAAAAUGGAAAAUCCCCUAUAGAGCUGGCUAGUGCUGCUAGCAAGGAGCCAAAAAAGCGAACAUCCCAAAGAAGUCAGUCCAGCUCUUUACCACAAACUGCUCCUUUGUCUCCCACUGAGGCAUUGACACGGCGACGCACGAGGUCAAGUGAGCGGAAAAUUCAAGAAGCUGAACAGAAUGGCGAUGCAGAUAAUUUGAAAUUUCCAAAUGGUUCUCCAGUUUUGCCGUCCUUUUCUGGGGCUGCUUCGAAGGGGACCUCGGAAUCGAAGCCCGCCAAGUGUAGCUCCCAGGAGUCAAAGAAACAAACCUGUCAAACUCUGAAGCUUUCCAAAGUAAAAGUCGAAUCCCCGGAGAAAGAUGAAACGCUAAAACAAACACCUGCCAAAAAGCUGGUCAAGUCGGAGCAGGUGAGAUCUAUCCCUACACCAGAGAAAGAAAGAACGGUACCAGCAACUAAGAGACGAUCCUCUAGAUCCAGGUCAAAGUCUUCUGAGACUUCUGACUCUUUAAAUCUCUCAGAAAAAUCUAGCCCAAAGGCUGACACCUCUGGGGGUAAAAAAGUGAAGAGGAAGAAAUUGUAUCAGGAAUCUCCGAAAACUCCGACUGUUAAACUUGAUCAGCCACCUAAAAAAAGGGCUCAAAAAUCCUCAAAGCAGGACCGUAUACCAUCAAAAUGUGUCCAAAGGAAAAACACCGAAAAAAAGAAUGAAAACAAUGUUUCAUCUGAAAUGGUAACAACGGCAACUGGUAAAAGUCCUCCAAACCUUCAGUCAUUAACUGGUGAUAAAGAAAGAAUCAGCAACAAUGCUGCCAAUACCAGCCAGAACAAUACUGUAAAAUGUCCGACCUGUAAGGAUCUUAUACCUGAAGAAGGUCUCGGACGACACAUUUUAAUGUGUUUAAAGAAUAAAUACCAGGUUGAUGCCAAAAGUAGACUUCCAGUUUUGUCUGAUCGAGAACAGUUCCGUAAGGAUGAAGCCCUAGCUCGUCAAAUCCAUGAAGACAUGAACAAAGACCUGCAUAGUCAUAAGGACUCGAAAAGCACUGAAGAUCUUACUUUUUGCCAUGUUUGCCAAAAAGAUUUGAGUCAUAUGAACAGCAUGUGGAAGGCAAAGCAUAUCAAUCACUGUUUUGAUAACACUGAUGAAGAGAAUGCUCGUAAAAAGAAAAAAUUAGCUGUUAAUGCUCGCCAGCAGGUUCCUGCCUGCCCCAUGUGUGGCAAGCAGUUCAAAACAGGGGCACUGCGUAGAUGCCACCUGAAAAAAUGUGCCCAGGACUUGGCAAUCUCACCCGAGAAGGCAGUAAAACUUAUAGCCGAACAGGAAAAAAAUUUUAAACCAUCUCUGCCAGCUCCGGCAACGUCUUCCUCGACAUCAGCUCGGUCUUUGCAUAACAAACAGAAUAAAUUACCUGAUGAACAAAUGCAAGUGGCCCUUGCCCUCUCGUCCUCCCUGUUUGAGGAGCAAAAAAAGCUCAACGAACAGCUGGCAGAGACCGUGAAAAAUAUUCACCAAGGUGUGAACCGAGACCUGAGGAAAUUGAAAAAAUCUCAGAAGAAGGCUUCUGCAUCAAUGCCCCUGCUGUUGACUAUCUCAAAGGAGGACCAGUUAGCCCGGAAUGCACAGAGGGUUGACUCCAUAAUCAGUGAACCUGCACACACAAUGCAUUUUCCCAAACAAUUUCCACACAGCUCUCUGUCCCUGAACUACGGCGAUGUGUACCAGUUGCAUGAAAAUACAAGCUGUUCCUCAUCCUUGCACUCCUUUUGGUCAAGGGCUUCCCUAAUGGACUCUUCUUUAACUCCAAAUUUAUUCUAUAUCCAGUCUUUAAUGCCUCCAAUUCAACUUGACAAGGUCACAGCAGGCAGUAGAUUAAAACCUCUCUCUGCAAUUCCUGGCCGGGGACUAGACAAGGAAGACAUACCUUCUGUUACAGACAAUCUGCCCGACUCUUCUGCUGUGCCGUCGACACAAACUGCUGUUCUUCUAGCAGAAUUGGCCCAGUCCAACGAGGAAGACCUCGAUGAUGAAGAAAGUUCUGGGAGUACAUUUGAACCAACUCAGGGAUUUUAUUUGUCUCAGAAAGCCAGUGACACCUCAGGGACACCUGAAAACAAGGCACUGGCUGUGCUCAGUGAGGAUCUUUGCAGUUUGGUAAAUAAACCUUAUCUUAGCGAUAUUGAAUUUAUAGCGGCUGACAACUCGCGUGUAUGUGCACACCAGUUGCUGCUCAGUGUUCGCUGCCCUCUGAUCUUGAGCCUGGCUGUACAAAGAGAGAAUCAUUUGGUUAUUGACAUGAAGGAUGUAUCCCAUAAUGCUCUACUUGCUUUUUUAAGGUACCUUUAUGCUGGACGAGUGGACUUUGAGAAAAAUGUAACUGCUGACCUUCUACAACUCUCAAGAAAGUUUAACCUUCCACAGUUGGCUGCAAUAUGCGAAAAGACGUUGCAGGCUUUAAUUGAUGAAGCCUGUUAUACGCCUUCUGUGGAGAGUGUAGCUGGUGAUAUACCUGAACCUUUGGAGAUAGGUGACGAUCAUCUACAAGGGAACGAAGAAGAUGGGAGUAUGACGGUUGACAACAAUUCGUUGUUGGAACCCAAUAAAGAGGACAUGGGAUUCGGAGAAUCCACUUCUGAAAAAUUGUGUCCUUUGCCCGGGGUGUCACCAUCGAAAAGCCCCCAAAGUACAGCUUUGCGUUCUUCACCUAAUUGCAGUUACCGGGAACUGCCUGCUGCCUUAGAUGAGCAAAUAUUCAUGACAAUCACGGGACCUUCUGAUGCAGAAUUUUCACCUGAAAAGCAGCAUAAUCAAAAACCGCCAAUUCCUGGCUAUGAUUUGCUGACCGAUUGUAGCACAUCUGUGAUAGAAAAAGCGGCUGAGUUUAUAGCGGAAAACAUUAGUGCCAAAAAUCUUGAUUGCAAAGACAGUUCUUUUAAUUCACACUUUCCCACAACCCCGGAAGUGGAUAACGAAAUUGCAAACAAGCAAUCCUUCAAUUCAAGUUUUAUUAAUGACUUCAUUUCUUCUUCAAGUCCAGUGAUGUCUCAGAUGGAAGAUUCUUUGCAUCUUGUGGUGGACGCACAAAAGAAUUCAAACAGUGCCAGUCACAGUACCAAAACUCCUGUGAUUGCCAACAGAAAGGGAAGAAAGAAAAAACCAGCAAUUCCUUCUCCUUUUACCCCUAUGCCUCUGUAUACGCAAAUGACAACACCUGAAUUGAAGGCGGAGAUGAAAAAACAUGGCUGUAAGCAGAUGCCCCAUGAGAAAAUGGUUGCUCACUUAAUGGACAUUUAUCAGAAAACUCACCAGUACGAAACCGACAGUGAUCUCGAUCAGAGUGCUAUACAUUUGGAAACACCGUCUGAAAUACCACAUAGCAGCUUGGGAAUUGCGAGGCUUCAAACAAGACGCAACACUCAGGAUUGUUUUCUUCGGGUGCACAAUGAAAAAAAAUCACCAGUCAUGUCCAAAAAGCCUGCUGCAAAAUUGUCCAAGAAAGCUAAGAGCUCUGCGCUGGGCAGUGGUGUUUCUGCUCAGAGAUCGAGCUCUGAGUCAGAUUCAGCAAAUGUGGUAGACUUGGAUAAGAGUGAUGCGGUUGGGGCAUACGAGGAGUCAUUUAUGACCAACGAAGACGACAUUCCAUGCAGCCAGCAACAAACGUCUGGCUCGUCUGACAACCUCCAUGACAAACUCAGGGAAUUUGUGCUAAAAAGCCCUGAGAUCUAUACGAAAAUGAUUCUCUAUGAGCCAAUAGAUUUCGACCACCUACUUGUCUCCCUUGUGUCAUUUGUAUGUGUUUUCCUGCUUGUUUCUUUUCUGCCAUUUGUCUUGUUGCUCUUCCUGUCUGUCUCAUCGCCUGUCGCCCUCGUGCUCUUCCUGUCUGUCUCAUCGCCUGUCGCCCUCGUGCUCUUCCUGUCUGUCUCAUCGCCUGUUCCCCCUCUUCCUGUCUCUCAUCCUGUCUGUCUCGUCUUCCUGUUCGUUCCCCUCGCCCUCGUGCUCUUCCUGUCUGUCUCAUCGCCUGUCGCCUCGUUCCCCUGUUCGUCUCAUCGCUGUCUGUCUCAUCCUGUUCGUCUCCCCUCGUCGCCCCUUGUCCCUGUCUGUCUCAUCGCCCGUCGCCUCGUGCUCUUCCUGUCUGUCUCACGCCUGUCGCCUAAAUUCCCUUCCUGUCUGUCUCUUCCUGUCGCCCUCCUUGCUCUUCCCUGUUCCCUCAUCGUACGCCUUCCUAUGUCUGUUCUCAUCGCCUGUCGCCCCGUGUUUUCCUGUUCUCUUCCUGUCUGUCUCCUUCGCCCUAUUUCCCCUGCUCUUCCUGUCUGUCUCCGCCUGUUCCCCCCUACGUACUCUUCCUGUCUGUCUCAUACGCCCUGUUCCCCCCUCGUGCUCUUCUGUCUGUCUCGCCAUAUCCCCCCUCGUGCUCUUCCAUCUGUCUCAUUGCCUAUUUCCCCCCUACUCUCUUCCUGUCUGUCUCUCCUUCUAUUCCCCCCUCAUUACUCUUCCUGUCUGUCUCCUUCCUUCCUGUUCCCCCUCAUUGCUCUUCCUGUCUGUCUCAUCGCCUGUUCCCCCCCUACAUACUCUUCCCUAGCUGUCUCAUCGCCUGUUCCCCCUCGUGCUCUUCCUGUCUGUCUCAUCGCCUGUUCCCCCUCGUGCUCUUCCUGUCUGUCUCAUCGCCUGUUCCCCCUCGUGCUCUUCCUGGCUGUCUCGCCAUACCUUUUCCCCUCGUGCUCUUCCUGGCUGUCACAUCGCCUGUUCCCCCUCGUGCCGUUCCUGUCUGUCACAUCGCAUGUCUCCCUCGUGCCGUUCCUGUCUGUCGCCCUACCUAUCUACCUUGUGCUGCGCCUGGCUGUUCCUCUUGUCUCCCUUCUUCAGGUCCUGUCAUCCCAAAUGUUUCUAUCUUUCGUCCAACCUGUCUCCCUCGUGUUGUUCAUGUCUUUCAUUUCGCCUGUCUCCCUCGUGCUGUUGCAGUGCCUGUCGCAUUGCCUGUCGCAUUGCCUGUCUCCCUCGCGCUGUUCCCGCCUGUCUCAUCGCCUGUCUCCCUCGCGCUGUUCCCGUCUGUCUCAUCGCCUGUCUCCCUCGCGCUGUUCCCGCCUGUCUCCCUUGCGCUGUUCCCGUCUGUCUCAUCGCCUGUCUCCCAUGUGCUGUCCCUGCCUGUCGCCUCCUCUGUUUAUAUCCAUCUUUCAAACCUGCUCAGUGUUCUUGAUUUAUCUCUGA